This is a messenger RNA of Beta vulgaris subsp. vulgaris (sugar beet), 2315 nucleotides long. Its product is annotated as psbQ-like protein 3, chloroplastic. Gene Ontology annotation, molecular function: calcium ion binding. Gene Ontology annotation, biological process: photosynthesis; photosynthetic electron transport chain. The transcript has 3 exons. Gene Ontology annotation, cellular component: extrinsic component of membrane; chloroplast; photosystem II. The coding region runs from base 276 to 812 and encodes 178 amino acids. The record is from RefSeq and is a predicted model, not a curated record. Lineage: Eukaryota; Viridiplantae; Streptophyta; Magnoliopsida; Caryophyllales; Amaranthaceae.
UUUGUAAUCCUAACUCUCAAAAUUCCAAUUCGUAGAAUUUGCUAGGAAAAUUUCAUUUCUCUUUACGGAUUACAAAUUACAUAUUACAGAUUUGAUUCGAGUUUUAUUUUCUAUUUGCAGAGUUCGAUUUCGAAUUCCGAGUUUCCAGCAUCUAUUCAAGUUACUUCUCAAGGAAAAAAAUUGAAAGAUAUUUUUGAAGAUUCCAAAGAACCGAAGAGGUAAAGAAAAUUGGUACUUGUUGGCAGUGGCCUAAUCAUCAGAGAUCUUUCUACCCUAUGGCACUUGCUACAUUGGUUCCCGGAAGCAGCAGUAUACGAUGUAGUUUUCCGGUAUUCGCCUUCUGCACAAUGUGCAAUCCUAAUAAACUUCAGCCCUUUAUUAGCAGAAGAGCGGGAGUCAUAGCAGGGAUGACUUCAUUAUCUUUAAUAACAGAAGGAACAAUGAGCAAUAAAACUGCAAACAGUUUUGAUUUUAGGAUGACAGUCCCUGACCAAACAGCUGAAGAAGCUCGGAGUUUGAUCGGAGAUCACGCUCAAGCGUUAUUAGAUGUGAAGUCUCUUAUAGAGUCGGAAUCUUGGAGGGAAGCACAGCGAGAAUUGCGAAUGAAUUCAGCAUAUUUAAAACAAGACAUUUACACAAUUAUCCAAAGCAAAGAGGGCAGCAUUAGGCCGUUGUUAAGGAAGCUCUAUGCUGAUUUAUUCAAUAAUGUUACUAAGUUGGAUUAUGCUGCAAGAGAUAAGGAUGUUGCACGUGCCCAGGAGUGUUAUAAUAACGUUGCUGCUGUCCUCAACGACCUUUUAUCUAGAAUCUGAAAUUGAUCAUUCUGAUUCUACACCCGCCUUUUCUUGAUCGCCAUUGUUAUCUCCUUGUGAUGAUGAUGUACAGAUACAGAGAAUUACAUCUGACAUGAAUUAUGACAAACUCAAAGUUUUGAAAUGAAAUGCAAGUCAAAUGCUUGUUAAUUAUGGUCAUAAUUAAUUCUUGAUGAUAGAGAAAUGUGCAAAUAUCCAAUCAAGGGCUUUUGAGGUUAAUUGAAAUGGCUUAAAAGCAAUCAUAGAUAUAAUGUUAGUUUCCUCUUUGAUUUGAAACUGUUGUUCAUAAUACAGAAAAGCUGCAGCAGUAGUUAUUACAGUACAUCAAAAGUAAAGUUACAAGCUAACGAAUAAAAGCGUCUUAGUAAGUAUGCGAUGCCCUCUUCUCAAGCAAUAAGAAGAUUGACCCCGAAAGAAAUUGUGCAGAUCAUCAAACCCAUCAAGGCCAAGAAACCAUAUUUCCUGUAAGCAAAGCAUAGAACAAUUAGUUUUCCGACAAAACAGAACUUCUGAAGUAUGCAACUAAAAUAGUCGACAGAGUCUUUUUGUAAAACUACUACAACAUAAAAUUUGCAAUCUGAAAAGUUAUAUAGAAAUCAGAAGACAGCAUCUACAGGAAGGUGUAGCUGCUUUUUCAUAGAUGCCUAUCGAUUACUACGCUAGAGCCAUUCUAUAUCUUCUACACCAUUUAGCACUUGGUGUCGGGUGAUUGUAUUGGACACAUGCAUGUCCUAGAACUAGAUGCACUAUCUAAAAUGACCACAUAAGCAGCUAUCCGACUAAAUAAUUUGAUGCAAGUCCCUCCAUUGGAAUGUGUCAUAAUUGGACUUAGCCUGGAGUUGAACUCGAACUUCAUUAUGCUUACUCAAUAUCACAAUUCCUAAAUGCAUAACUGCAUAAGCUAGAAUCUUUAGGGUGAUUUGGUCGAACAACCAAGCUAGAGAUUAGGGCAUUAGGCUGAAAGAGAGAAGACUUGUAAACAAACAGCAAGAGAAUAUAUACUUCUUGACAUUUUCUUCUACCUUCAGCAGAAAUAUAUCCAUGAGCUGGUAUCAGAUGGAAAAAAGUCUCACAUAUACUAGUUCAAUUGUUCAAGGAUCCAGCCAAUUUUCUGUCCUCCUUGAGCAAUCCAGAACUAAUACUCACAUAUACUAUACGACGAUGUUCGAAAAAGUUGUCACAUUUCCGGAUAUAGACCAGACUAUGAACGGGUUAAAACUAAUCAUACUUAUCAAUCAUCACAAAAACCCAAAUUCUGAAUGUGCUAGUUUUACCAAUCUGAAAAUGGCAAAAAGAAAAGAGACAUGUAACACUACAUAGUACAUACCCAAUGGAAAGACGUUUCUGAGGAUCACCAGAGGAGUAACCAGUGAAGUAGAAAUAACGAGCAACGAUGUAAAAGAGGCCAAGACCAGUACAUAUACAUGGAUGUCUCAUUCCUCCCAAUAUCAUUAAUAUGAAAUAAACUGGCAUCAUUUCCAAUGAAUUCUGGUGCCCUCUCUG